AUCUCCCUCCUUCCCCCGUUUUCCCCUCCCCCAACCUUUCCUCCUCCUCCUUCCACACCAAUCCUCAACUCCACACAGUAGUUUUCAGAAACCAGCAGCAACAUGUUGUUGGGGAAGAGACCUCGCCCUCCAAUGAAGAGAACCACCAGCUUGUCGGAAAUUCCCUUCGAUCUGAACGUCGCCCCCGAUGCUCCCCCAAACGAUCCUAACCAUAACCCUAACGCCCAGCCCUCCUCUGAUGUCAUACGCAAGCAGCCUGGUGGCUCCACGCGGUUGGAUCAGAGGGCGUCGCACACAAACCAUAGAAGGCAUUCCGCCGAUUUCGUCGAGACUGCAGACUUCCUUCGUGCUUGCUUUCUCUGCAAACGUCGCUUGGUGCCCGGCCGUGACAUCUACAUGUACAGGGGUGAUAGUGCUUUCUGCAGUCUAGAAUGCCGUCAAAAACAGAUGAUUCAGGAUGAGAGGAAGGAGAAGCGUUGUGUUGUAUCCAAUAAACAAGUAGUGGCGAAGGCUUCUGAAUCUCAGGUUGCCACCAAAGGCGAAAGCGUGGCUGCCUUGUAAUAUCGCAGAUUCAUCACGGGAUACAGUCCGAAGAUGCAGCAGUUCCUAGCUGUGCGCCGCUGUUAAGAAUUUCAGUGAAAUAUGUUGAUAUGCACUCUCCCCACUCUUCCCCCGCUCUCUUUUCUCUUUUCCCUUUGUUUUGUAAAGUUUGCCCUUCUGUUUUCUUGUUUUGUUCUAUGGAGGGUGAGAAUUGGCCGCCUCACCAGCUUGUAGUGGGGCAACUGGGCAAGUAUUUUUGGACGUACUUUGCAGUUUCAUUGGGAUUUUGAUAUCUUCUCCGAUUAAUACUAUUUAGUGUUGACGUUUCCUGUCC
This is a messenger RNA of Neltuma alba, 874 nucleotides long. Its product is annotated as FCS-Like Zinc finger 6. The transcript is spliced from 2 exons. The record is from RefSeq and is a predicted model, not a curated record. Bases 103 to 561 code for a protein of 152 amino acids. Lineage: Eukaryota; Viridiplantae; Streptophyta; Magnoliopsida; Fabales; Fabaceae.